Molecule: messenger RNA, 822 nt
Organism: Arachis ipaensis
Lineage: Eukaryota; Viridiplantae; Streptophyta; Magnoliopsida; Fabales; Fabaceae
Source: RefSeq, a predicted model, not a curated record
AUGGUUACCGGAUCACGGUUUCCUUCAGGAGACGAAAUACCAAGAGUUGGAAUACGGUUUGCGCAGUUACAAUUGGCUCAUGAAUUCUAUGUUACCUACGCAAAGAAAGUAGGAUUUGCAAAUAAGAUAAGGACGACAACAUGUGACAAGAUCACAAAGAAACCCGUUAACCAAGCUAUCCACUGUAAUUGGGAUGGGUUUCGCAGGUUUCGUUGUGAGUGCAAUCUUUCUGAGAGUUCAGAUGUGUUGUGCUGUCACUAUCUUGUAGUUUUCUAUUCAUAUAAAGUGUAUAAAGUACCUACCUAUUAUGUUCUCCCUCGAUGGAGCAAGAACAUAAAGUGCAAGCAUACUUAUGUCAAGAGUAGUCACGACGUCAGUCGGUCGGAUGAGAGUCAUAUUGCAUUCAGGGGAUUAUGUGCACACUUCUACAAUAUUGCUCAAGAGUUCGUCAAUGAUGAUGACAAAACAGCAUUGCUACAUGCUGCUCUGGAAGAAACAAGGGCCAAGCUGACCACACACCGUGCUAAGAAGAGGUCCGAGAGUGUGGCGGACACCCACACCAGCAUUGGCUCACAGAGUUCGAACGUUGUCGGUGUAGUCGACAUCCAAGGCCCAUCGAAGGUCAUCACAAAGGAUCGACUAAAGAGUAAGAGGCUCGGUGCUGCCCUGGAGAAGUCCUUCAAGAAAUCUGCUCGGAGGAAAAACAAGAAUGCCUCCCCCAAGGCAUCUCAAGAUAUAAACUUCGGUGCUGUUGUUGGCCGGAAUGAGCCCCAACAACUUGGUGGCUUCAUGUCUUUGUUAAGCUCCUUCGACAAAAGUUAG